AGGGAUCCCCGGGAAUGGCUGGUGAGGGAUCCCCAGGAAUGGCUGGUGAGGGAUCCCCAGGAAUGGCUGAUGAGGGAUCCCCGGGAAUGGCUGAUGAGGGAUCCCUGGGAAUGGCUGGUGAGGGAUCCCUGGGAAUGGCUGGUGAGGGAUCCCCAGGAAUGGCUGGUGAGGGAUCCCCGGGAAUGGCUGGUGAGGGAUCCCUGGGAAUGGCUGGUGAGGGAAUCCCAGGAAUGGCUGGUGAGGGAUCCCCGGCCUGCUUCCCUUGCCCUGUGUCCCUCCUUCCCAGCACCAUCCAGGCAUUUCCUUGUGUUUUCCCUCAGCUCAGGCUUCCCAGAGCAGAGCCUCCCCGCAAGGAUUCUCGGCGCCAUUCCCACUCCCGCUUCCUCAUCCCGACUUUCCUGGUGCCAAGGAUGCUCUUCCCGCUGCUCAUGCUGGCACUCGGCCUGGCAGGUGCCAUGGAGAUCCAGGUGCCGGAGGAGCCCGUGGUGGCCCUGUUUGGCCACGAUGCCACCCUGCGCUGCUCCUUCUUGCCUGAGGCCAACUUCAGCGUGGCCGAGCUGAGCCUCAUCUGGCAGCUGACGGACACCAAGCGCCUGGUGCACGGCUUCUCCGGGGGCCGUGACCGGCUGCAGGACCAGGGCCGCGGCUACGCCAACCGCACCUCGCUCUUCUACGACCAGCUGGCCCGGGGCAACAUGUCCCUGCUGCUGCGGCGCGUGGAGAUCUCGGACGAGGGCAGCUUCACCUGCUUCGUGCGCGUGCGCGACUACAACAGCGCCGCCGUCACGCUGCAGGUGGCGGCUCCCUACUCCAAGCCCAGCGUGCACCUGGAGCCCAGCAAGGACCUGAAGCCGGGCGACGUGGCCGUGGUGACGUGCCACGCGUCCCGCGGCUACCCCGAGGCCAGCGUGCUGUGGCAGGACGGCCACGGUGCCAACCUGACGGCCAACGUCAGCACCUCGCAGGUGGCCAACGAGGAGGGGCUCUUUGAGGUGCGCAGCGUCCUGCGUGUGCUGGUGGAGCCCAGCGUCACCUACUCCUGCCUGGUGCUCAACGCCGUGCUGCGGCAGCAUGGCCACGCUUCCGUCACCAUCACGGGCCAGCCCCUGGCAUUCCCGGCGGUGGCGCUGUGGGUGACGGUGGCCCUGGCCGUGUGCGUGGUGCUGCUGCUCGGCGUCCUGGCCUUCGUGUGCCACCAGAAAAUCCGGGAGAGCUGCCGGGAGGACGCGGAGCGCGCAGGGCCGGAGGAGCGGGAUGAGGAGGGGGAGGAGCCCAAGACAGCUCUGCAGCUGCUGGAAAACACGGAGAGCAGAGAGGGCCGGGAGCAGGAGAUCGAUUGACGGGGCCGGGAUCUCCCACCGGAUCUCCGUGCGGACGCCGCGGGUCCCUCUGGACUCGUUCUGCCCUUAAACGCUGGAUCCCGGCAGGAUUUGUCCCACCGGGAACGAUCCCGGGGCUUUUUGGGAAGGAGGCACCCGCUGGCCGGGUGAGGUCCUGCUCUGGGGACUCGCUGUUCCCGUGGGAUCGGGCCCAUCCCGGGAUCCCCCCGAGGGGGACACAGCCACACCCCAAGUGCCGCUGGAGUGUCCCAAUCCCGCUUCUGCUCCCGCUCCGGAGCAGGGGAAGUCCCCGAGGGCUCCUCGGCUCUGAAAUCCGGGAUCUGGGGAGGGUUUCUCGUGCCUUGACAAAUAAAUUUGGGAUCAUGUCGGUUGAA
Cyanistes caeruleus (blue tit) is the source of this 1714-nucleotide messenger RNA. Lineage: Eukaryota; Metazoa; Chordata; Aves; Passeriformes; Paridae. The record is from RefSeq and is a predicted model, not a curated record.